UUUAUAAGUAGAGGCCGCGCCGCGCGCCCAUUCCGCCGCGAACAGCCGGUCGCUGCGCACGUCGUUUGCUGCCAUGCUCGACCACGCGCGUCACUACGAGCAAAACAUGUGCGAGCUUUAUCUCGCACCCGCGCCGCCGGCGCCCGAGCGCCUCGACGCAUUCCAGGUGUUUCGCAAGAGCAACACUACCCCCUACGUCUACGGCACCUACUACAACCACUACGACGCUUUCGCCGAGCCCGACGUCGACGCCGCCGCCAAUGUCUACCACAACCUGCUCAACUCGCGCGAGUACCAUCGAGAGGACUGGAAGUACAAGAGCAUGGCCGAGUGGACCGAGGACGACACGCUCUCGUGGGUCGUGGACGCGGCCGCGGCGGCACAGGGGCUCGGCUUUUGCGAGUACGACAUCCCCUUCUGCAACUUCAGGAUCCCCGGCGUCGAGCUGCGCGGCCUGAAACGCGAGGACAUCGUGCAAAAGUUGGCGAAUUUCAAUAUCGACGCUACCAUCUCGCGUAGGAUCGGGGACGUGAUUUACGAGAAGCUGCAGGCCCGCCUCCACGAGGAGAUGCUGCGCCAAUCGGCGGUAUUCCGGUGCGCGGAGGGCGAGUUGUACGCGGGCCCCGAGGCAGCGCAAACAAUGCUCGACCUGGACUCCCUGGACCACAAGAACCGACUGUACGCGCUCGAUUACCGUGCGGCGGAAGCUGCGCUGCAGCACCCGCCUUGCGACUCCAGCGACGACGACGUCUUCCGCACCUCGGAUACCGCCUCGCCAGAGUGCCCUUACGGUAGCGACGGCAGCAAGUCCGGCGACGAGGAGGACAAGCGCAAGCAGUUUAAGCGGCCGCCUGGUCGGCCCAAGGGCAGCGGCCGCAAGGUGUGCAAGCGCCCGCGCAGCGUCUCCGUGCCCGAGUUCCUCAGGAACUUGCUGCUCGACCCCAAGUACUGCCCCUCCAUUAUCAAGUGGGAGGACCACUCUCAAGGAAAAUUCAGGUUCGUGAAGCCGGACGAGGUGGCCAAGUUGUGGGGAACCAUGAAGCAGAACGACAAUAUGACAUUCGAAAAGUUCAGCCGCGCCAUGCGCUACCACUAUCGGCAGGCGGUGCUCGUGUCCGUGCCCACAGCGCGACUCGUCUACCAGUUCGGCCACAAGGGGCCAGACUUCAACACCGACAACCCCAACUUCAUCAAAGUCAAAUCGGAGUUCGACGUCCAUGAUAUCUCACACCAUUAGACUGUGUUGUGAAUUGUAGGUUAAAUAAAAAUAUCUGAUGAUGCUCAGUGGGAACGAAGGUUAUGCUGAUGUAGGAGUGUCUCUGAGGAGAUGCAUCUGAGUGACAAGUAUUGUUAUAGCUCAAUUAACUAGCAACGAUGUUUUCAAUGUAAAGAAUGUGUAUUUACUGAAAAUUGAAUUAAAUAGAUGUAUCGCUCAAGUUAUUGGGUAUUGGAAUGCAGUUAGGCUAUAGCUAUGGAAAUGGUCAAGGUUCGAUAUGUGUUUGUGACAAUGUUGCAUGUUGGCACACUCGACGUGCGGUUCGCUGGUGGUGCAUUGGUGGUGCGCGGGGCGGAGGAGGUGGUCCGGUCAAUUAUCCGCCGAAGUGUCCAUAUUAUUUUUUUAAAUGAUUUUAAUUGUAUUUUUCCGAUGUCUUUAUGAAGUCGCAUCGUCGAGAUGUUUCGAACUAUUAAAGGUUGUUUAGAUCUUACAAAUUUUGAUAUAAUAUUUUUGAUGUUUGAUUGUUGUUACCAUUAGUGAUAAGUGCGGUAUGAGUACAUACGUAUAUGUACGUAUAUACGUAUGUCUGAACAAACUUUGACAUUCCGAUAGAGGUUAAGUAAUCGCUAGGCUAGGCUAGGCUAGGCUAGCUCAAGUUGCCAUACUUAUUGAUCGUUUAUAAUUUAUAUUGUACUUAAUUUCGAAUUUAUCUUUCCCAUUUCCAUCAGAGUUCAUAUUUUAUCAUCCAUUAGAGUAUAUUUUUAUAUAGUUAUUAAUGAAAUUCUUUCUCAGUGUUAAAUUAAUUAUUAGAUUUAAGAUAAUGUUGUGUAAAGUUAUUGGCGCGAUGUGCAAUAAGUUAAAUGACAGGAGAAAAGAUCUGCAGGCCAAAGAUUAAGUUGUAGAAGUUGGUUGAGGUUGAAGAAAAUUAUGUUUGCGACAAUCUUAUUGUACCGAGUAAGUUUAGAAUUAAGUUUACGACUCUCAGGCAUUUGCUGUGAUCUAAAAUAGUACAUCAAUCAUUUUAAUUUUAUUUUUCCUCGUAUCUGUGCUUUUUUUAUUUCGUCAAGUGGAUAAUAUCCGAUAUUCAUAGAUAUGAACUUGUACAAUACCUACCAUUUACACAAUCAUUUCUUUGCCUGGACGCUGCCUUUCCGAUGUCUUUCCGUUUAAAUAAUUCUCCAAAGCUUUGCUUAUAAAAGACGUUUAGUAAUUAGUUCAUUUUUAUUUCAGUAAACGAAAGUGUAACGAUAGUUUGACGCUACAUUUUCGUAUCUCUCACAAAAAGUCAAUUGUGUACAGGAUUUGAAAAACAUAACUGGCAGUACAAAUUCCGUGUCUUGUAAUGUUUAUUGUUCUAUGUAAGAGUCACACUGUCAUGUCUAUGUGCGGUACGUGUUUUGAUAAAGUUUUAUAUACCAUUGCUAUAUACAGGCAAUUCAAAAUAUUUAAUAUCUAGUCCAAA
This is a messenger RNA of Papilio machaon (common yellow swallowtail), 2678 nucleotides long. RefSeq names its product ETS homologous factor (gene Ets). Lineage: Eukaryota; Metazoa; Arthropoda; Insecta; Lepidoptera; Papilionidae. Bases 74 to 1237 code for a protein of 387 amino acids. The transcript is spliced from 2 exons. The record is from RefSeq and is a predicted model, not a curated record. Gene Ontology annotation, cellular component: nucleus. Gene Ontology annotation, molecular function: DNA-binding transcription factor activity, RNA polymerase II-specific; sequence-specific DNA binding. Gene Ontology annotation, biological process: cell differentiation; regulation of transcription by RNA polymerase II.